UUAGGGUCAGCCUGGGAUCCACAUUUUUGCAAUAUUUAUGUCAUGUGCCAAAGUGUAAAGUGGCUUUGUGCCAACUGCUACAAUGUUUCCAGAAACACUGAGUGUAGCCUUCUGGGAAAUGUUAAGAUAGCCACGUCCCAAGUCCAUUUUCUUGUUCUUUGGUUCCUGCUAGUGGCAAUACUGUCUCUUUUUAUCCUGAGUGCCGAAAGCCUGUUUCCCUUCAUUUGAGGGUUUGGGACUCGGUUAAUGUUAUAGUGUUUGUUUUUGCCUUAAGUGGACAAUGAAGACGCGCGCAAACAGUUGGCUUAAGCAAACAGAACGGAAGAGACAUCACACGCAGCGAUCCCACAGGACACAGCGCUGCAGAUUCACCCCUACUGCACUCAUCCGAACAUCUGGAUACAGCUUCGGCCGAUGAGGAAGGGGAGCUACACCAAGAGCAGACGGCGAAGACCUUGUCGAUCAUAAGCAGCUUUUUUAAAUGCCUGUUUGCUUCUUUACAUGCAUUUUUUCCCUCUCAAUUCAUCGGCCAGUUUGACUUUUAACCUCAGGGACCCUGCUGCACAUCUGGAAUGUCUGUGCCGAGAGAUUAUCUGAUGGGAAUCGUGCUACUGUAAGGCUACGUGCCGAACAAGGGUCAAAUGUGGAGAAGACACAGCUGCGAGAAAGCUGACACUGAAAGACAAGCAGGAGGGACAAUCCCCGACACGGAUUUCCCUCCCAGGAGCCAAUAUAUACCAGCAUAACCGGGACACUGGUAGAGCACGUCGACACUUUGAGAAAACACCUAUCCUUAAUGUCGUGAUAUCACAAGAUUUUCACUGUGUAUAUCUGCUAAAAUGUGCCCAUAUGCUCACAGCAACAUACUACCUAAUAGCAUGCUGCCUAUUUUAAAAGUAUAUGUGUUUGCUCAGAUCUAAUAAAUGUCUGGUCCUUAGAUUUGCUCUGGCAUUUUCCAACAGUUGCGUGAUGGUGUGAGGACAGAGACGCACUGUGCGAUCGGGAGAUGGUAGAAUAGGGUUCCCCUCGACCCAAGACUUUCUUAGAGGGAACUGCCGAUCUGAAUGGCAGUUUAGCAUGAGACACCCUGUGUAGGACCGCUAGCCCGCUAAACGUCCUGCCAAUGUACACGCCUGGACAUGGAGCUGGAGAUUCUAGGCUGGAUACUGGGCGUGAGCUCUGUGCUGAUCAUCAGCACCAACGUCUUGGUGGCCGCCUCCCUGGUCCUGCUCAUCCGCAAGAAGGGCGGCCAGAGCUGGUGUUUCGUACUUAACUUGGCUCUAGCUGACACCCUCGUGGGCGUCGCCAUCAUCGGCAUCUCCGUCAUCGCCAUCAACUCUGAAACCUCACCCAUCCACCGCACCAAGUGCCUGAUGUUCAUGGCCCUGGUCACCUCGCCGUCAGCGGCCUCCAUCCUCACCAUGUUCCUCGUCUCCUUGGACCGCUACAUCGCCAUAAAGCUUCCCCUGCGCUACUCGCGCAUCUCGAGGACACGGACGACGGCCGUUGCCCUGGUGACGCUCUGGGCGCUCUCCUUCGUGGUGGGCUUCCUGCCGGGGAUGGUGACAGAGAUGCAGGUGGAAGAAUACAACGGCACCUGCACGUUCUUCUCUGUCAUCCAGCCCAAGAGCAUCAUCCUGGUCUUCUGCAUUUGCUUCUUCCCCGUCCUCUUGAUCUUCAUCUACUUCUAUCUGGACAUCCUGAAGAUCGCCUGCGGCCACCAACGGCAGAUCCGUAUCGCCAGGCUAGCCGGGUCCCAAGUACCACUACCGAGCCGGUUCGGCCGUCACGUCAAGGCCCUGAGGACGGUGGCCCUCCUGGUUGGCUGCUUCACCCUCUCCUGGUGCCCGUUUUUCAUCGUCAGUGUGGUGCAGGUGCUAUGCCAAGCCUGUAUGCUGUACUCUGUUAUCGAGACUUACCUUUGGUUGCUUGGGCUGUCAAACUCGCUCAUCAACCCACUGGUUUAUGCCUUCUGGCAGAGGGAGGUGCGACAGGAGCUCAGUGCCAUUUUUACCAGCCUCAAGGGCAGACUUUCACGUGUAGCGCCCCUCACCACCUUUAGGGGUCGCCAUUCUGAGGACACAGUACUUCCUGGAACAACAGUCCUGGGUAAUUGUCACAUACAGACCAUAUCGCGGGGCGUGGGAGUGGCUCACCCCACUACUGCACUGGCUAUAGUCACAACCUCCUUUUGAGCGGAAAAAAUAGAAAUCUCAUGGCAGACAUUUUUUAGAUAUUUGAAUUAUCGCGCAAAGAUGUUUUUAUUUUUUUGGAAUGGCAAACGUUUUUUUUCCCGUUCAAUGGGCCAUAUGGUUCUGUUUGUUCUUUUUUGCUUCAUUUCCCCCCUCUACCUGUGCACUUCUCCGCGCUCCACUCCACACGCCAUAUCUGCGGAAAUAAAAGAACCGAAUCUAAAUAUAGAACGUUAUCCGAACAACAAGCUUCAUGAGUGUUAAUUAAAAAAAAUAUUAUUUAAACGGUUGUUUUAUUUUAAAUGUUAUUCAUUUUGCCGAAAGAUGUAACUGAGAAUCAUGAUGUAUUAACAAAUUACUGUAUUUUCUGCAAUUUUUUUACCCAACAAAUCUUUAUGAAGAAAUGAUUUUUUUAAAUACAAUUUGACGAGCUAAUCGAAAGAAUUGCAUUAGUCUCAUAAUUUGAGCUUUUGUCCACGUGCCUUCACCCAAACAGUUGGUACAAUAUAACGACAUUUCCCUGAUUCUGGUCUUGAUUUCUCCACAUUGUUGGGUCUAUCUCCAUAUAGACAAGCAUUUGAUAUUUCUGCCAUUAUGUACAAGCUAUAUUGUAAAUCAUCGGCAUAUCGACGGAGUUACUGAACACGUUUAAUUGAAUUUUCAGAUUUGUGCAACGAUCGUCAUUUGUCCUGAAAUACUCCACAGGGAAUGAAAUGUGAUAUUUUGUUUUGGCAGCUCUCCAAUACAGUAACAAGUUAGAAAAUUAUUUUAAGAUUAUAAAAACAACAAUGUUGCUAAAGGGCAAAUCUGAAACGAAAUGUUAUAGAUGAUGAAUCAUAUAACUUCUGUGUAUAUAGCCUAUUUAGUUUUUAUGUUUGAAUUAAACAGAAUGAUGUUGGUGGUUGUCCCUAUAGAACAAUAUUGUAUACAGGAUACUUUUGCAGUCAAAGCAUCUAAUUUACAGAUAGCUACUGAAUUUAAUGACGGAUUUAACGUGUACAGGUACUCUAUUUUACAGCAAAUAAUUAAACAGGAGAAUCACAUAAGCAAAGGACCGGAGAUUAUGCUAUAAAACCAGGAGAGUGGAAGAGCAAAGAGAGAUAUCAGAAAUCAACAUCAAAAAAUAAAUAAAAUAAAUAAAUUAAGUGCCUUUUAUCCGGAUUGGGGAAAUGCUGACAAGCUGGUGUCUAUCUUUAAAGUUAACACUGCUUCUCAUUUAUUUACCUUUAAUGCUUUUGUUAUGCUACACCAUAAUCUCCCAUCUAUCCAUUCUAAAUGAUCGUUCAUCAAAUUCACGUUGAUGAAAAAUCUUCUUGAAC
This is a messenger RNA of Paramormyrops kingsleyae, 3511 nucleotides long. Its product is annotated as glucose-dependent insulinotropic receptor. Gene Ontology annotation, molecular function: G protein-coupled receptor activity. NCBI's taxonomy places the organism in Eukaryota, Metazoa, Chordata, Actinopteri, Osteoglossiformes, Mormyridae. Gene Ontology annotation, cellular component: membrane. The record is from RefSeq and is a predicted model, not a curated record. Gene Ontology annotation, biological process: G protein-coupled receptor signaling pathway.